Phytophthora nicotianae INRA-310 is the source of this 1130-nucleotide messenger RNA. RefSeq lists its product as hypothetical. Gene Ontology annotation, biological process: endocytosis. Gene Ontology annotation, cellular component: clathrin vesicle coat; membrane. Bases 459 to 1028 code for a protein of 189 amino acids. Lineage: Eukaryota; Oomycota; Peronosporomycetes; Peronosporales; Peronosporaceae. The record is from RefSeq and is a predicted model, not a curated record. The transcript has 5 exons.
GAAGACACAAACAUGGAGCUUUUCGUGAAAAGCAAGAGCCCAAGAAAACUAAGAUAAUCAGUUUGCAGAUUUGCCGGCUGAUUAAAAUGCUUAGAAUGAAAUGCGCUGGGAACACACAGAGGCGGUGGUAAGUCACUUUGUACCAGAACUUAUGAUUGUUGACUUGCCGUGUGCUGCAUUUAGCGCCAAAAGACGCGUAACGGACCGUUCCUGAUCUCGGAGUCGUCACUUGCCUUAGUAAAGCCUCGACGAGAAGUAGUAGGUUGAGCACAGGCUCACCCCCACUUGCAUUCUUCAUUGCGCGCUCGUGAAACAGCACCAUCAUGGCAGAAGUCGAAGUGCAGCGUGUCCUCGCUACUAUCAACCAGGUGUUCGUGUUCCAGAUUCCUCCGCAGACGUCGGCUGCCGGUCACAGGUACAGAUCUGCAAACACAGUCUUCACGACGAGUCGGCUCUAAAUGGUAGUGUUGCGGUUGUCUAGAGCGGACUCGUGGCCGAGCACACCCGCGUGGACUGGUCGCCUGCAAGUUUCUUCCGUUGGUGAAGAUGCAGUCAUUGAGCUGAAGGACCCCAACACGGGUGUCCUCUUCGCAGCCUGCCCGAUUAAGGCUGGUGGGCCGCCCGCCAUUCAGAAAGUGGUUGACAGCAGUCGGUACUUCGUCCUGCGCGCCGUUGAUCGCGUAUCUGGUCGACACGCAUUUAUUGGCAUCGCCUUCAACAACCGCAGCGAUGCAUUCGAUUUCAAUGUCGCCAUCGACGAUUUCAACAAAGAGCUCAAGCGUGAGAAGACGCAGCAGGAGACCACCACUGCUGCUCCUCCCGUUGACUACUCACUAAAGGAAGGCCAAACGAUCCGAAUCAAGCUCAACACCAAGAAGAAAGACGCCGCGAAAGCUGAAGAAGAGGACGACAUGGAUCCGUUUGGGUCCACUAGCUCGCCGAAGAAGGCCAGCAGCAGUACGACUGGCGAUGCAGAUCUCCUGGGGUUCUCCAACUCUGCUGCCAGCAGCAACUGGGAGACGUUCUAAUACUACCCGGCCAAGGGAGAGUUGUUGUGUACCCCAGGAAAUCCAACAUCAACAAACUUUUUUUUUUAAUAAAAAAAUACAUUUUGCAUGUUGAAGUUGACA